Dunckerocampus dactyliophorus (ringed pipefish) is the source of this 2778-nucleotide messenger RNA. RefSeq lists its product as uncharacterized. The record is from RefSeq and is a predicted model, not a curated record. The coding region runs from base 283 to 2292 and encodes 669 amino acids. The transcript has 13 exons. Lineage: Eukaryota; Metazoa; Chordata; Actinopteri; Syngnathiformes; Syngnathidae.
UUGCCAAACUUUGUUGUCCAUGUGGGUUUCGAUUUCCCGACGAAAAGCAAAGAUUUCAAACCUUUUAUCCCCUUCUCGCUGACGGGACGCGGGAUAAAUAAAAACACUACCUCUUUUAGAAGAGUCUAACGACGACGACCAUUUGUCCUUUUUUUCAAUAACUCCUCCUCCACUACCACGACGACGUAUGCUCGACUACUCCUCUUCAAAGGGUUUUACGCACAGCAGGAAGCACCUUGACGAGACCGGGACGCUUCACUCUUGCUUUCACGCCGCUCGGACAUGCAGCCCUGCGCAACUCAAAAAGCAGUCUCCAGUGAGCUGUUUGAGUCUCUGAAGCUGUACUUGAACAACAAGAACAGACUGCAGCCCAUCAUCGGGCUGCGCAGCAUCACGGAAUGCGUGAAGGUGGGCUCGCCCAGCCGAGAGGUGCUGUACCUUUGCGAGGUGUGCGAAUGUAGACUCAGCAAAGGCGACAUGCGCAACCACAUCAUGGGCAGCCUGCACAGAUACAACUACACCAAAGCGUGGUACCCUGACCUGCUGUCUGGCGUGAAGGAGGACAGUGACAUGUCUCUGCUGGCCAGGCCGCUCAUGGAGAUAGCCAGGACACUGGAGGACAAGGACGGCCCCGGGGACAUCAAGCUGCUGGAGGUUGAGGAUGCUGCGUUCCAGAGGAUCAAAGGAUACAGUAACAGCGAGGCAAUCAAUCUGAUCAGGCUCCUCGCGCAUGGGCCCGCCCAGACCAACACCCGCUCCAACUCGGCGUGGACGGAGCAGGACGACGAUCGGUCUCAGAGGGUGGUCUUUCUGGCCCACAGUGAGGUCCUCGUCCCUGCCGCUGAACAGGAUACCUCGUCCGAGGGCGUGGUCCAUCAAGCCCCUCUUGUGCGAGUUCAGGGCAGUGGCCGCAACUUCCUGAAUGGCUACAAAGGAGGGAAGCCUCUGAUUGGUCUUCACAGGGUGUCCGAGUGCAUCAGCGACAACGGCUACACUUCCUGCUUCCUGUGCCACUGCUGCUGCACGCGAGUCAACAAGAGGGGUCUCAUUGACCACGUCAGCAGCUCGGGUCAUGUCUUCAACUACCUGAUGGAAACCCGCCAUGAGCAGGUGGAGGUCAUGGGGCCCGAUGUUCAUAACAAAUGUCAGCUUCUGCAGUCGCUGGCUGAGCAGGUGGAGCGCGAGGAGGGACGAGGAGACAUUGAGGUGAUCAAUGCACCCCAGUUCCUUACUGGCCUCCUCCCUACUAAAAGUUACAACUGGUGUAUCAAAAGGCUUUGGAAGAGGAGCCACCCAAACGCCCGCAGGUGGAAUAAAGCCGUCCAAGGUUCAAGGGUCACCAGGCCGCCCAAAAAGGGAGAGGUUCACAGGAAGAAGAGAGGGACGGAGGUGAAAAACACAGUGUUCAAGGUAAGCCUGCCUCUUACUGAAGGUCCGCUGCUGUUGGAGAGGACGUGUUUCAGCCAGGACAGCCCGCCUGGGUCGCCGGUCUCCUGGCCCGAACCCCAGGAGGAGGAGCCUAAUUUGGAGGUGGAGGAGGAGCCUGAUUUGGAGUGGCAGGAGCCCAAUUUGAACGUUGACUCUGAACCAUUUACCGAGAACCAGUCCUUUGACACCGAUCGGUACACGCCAGCCGACUUGACUGUCACUCACUUUGAGCAUCAGUCUGACAUCGGUGGCGACGUGAAUCCCGACAGACUGCAACAUUUCCAGGAAAGCACAGGGAGGAACUCGAAUUCUUGGCAAAGUCCCGCGCCGGUUGCCGAGUGGUCCACGUACAGUCACGCCUACUCGCGCCAGGAGGGGUACGCCCUGCAGUGGCACAACUCUUCUUUACCGCACACGGCACACCCAAGCUGCAACGCUCACGUAGAGAGACAAGACCUUCCCACUAUUACUUCCCAAUUCGGCUACCAGCCGCAUCCCACCGCACAGCCCGCAUCACACGGCAUCAGCGGUGUUGCGGGGCACCACAUGAGCGCACAAAAGUUGCCGCCUCCCUUUGCUUAUCCUCCAGCCGUUCACGGCAACGGGACAAUGCCGGGACACGGACUUCACUUUCACGGGAUCAAGCAGGAACAAUAUCAGACGUACACGCAAUUCCAAAGCGGUCCCGUCCCAGCGGCCCAGACCUACUGGACUCAACCUGUGGCUUACCAGGCCGUCCAGGGGCAGGUGUACCAGGGUUAUCACGCGUCGCCCUGGUCGCAGCCCACGCCCUACUGUCCACACCCACCCAGCCAUUGGAGGGCACACCCCGAUGCGUUCGUCCCACCAGGGCCAGCUUUCUGAAGCCACAAGCUCUGUUCAGUCCAUCCAGCAGUUGUUUAUGCAAAAAUACCAGUGUUAUGUCAUGUUACUUUAAUGGACACUUUUUAGUUUUUUUAUUCACUUAGUUUGGGGACUAUCUCACAUAUGCUGAGAAUAUGGGGACACUGAAUGUUAAUUCCCUAAGAAAUGCUGUAAUGUUGGACAUUUCAGACAGCAAGUUUGUUGUGCAGUCAGGUGACGGCACAAAUAUGGCCAUUAGAUUUAUGUUUAUACCGAAUUGUUCACAUCACUUUGAAUGUGAUAACUGACGCAGAAGACACUGUUUAUGCUUAUUGUACUAAUCAUAAAGUUGCACGCACGCACACACUUUUGUUUUGUGCAUUGCAUCAAGAUUCAGGUUUGUUUUGCACCAUGUUUUACCUGAUGGUGCGUUUGUGUGUGAAGAGAUAGAAAUUAUAAUAUUUUCUAUUUUGUUAACGUUGGAUUUCGUAUAAAACUAUCACAAGU